GUUUGUGUAUGUGUGGUGUAUGAAUGUGUGUGCAUCAGGAUGAGUGUUCCCAUGUUAAAGAUUGGUGCGGUGCUCAGCACCAUGGCUAUGGUAACUAACUGGAUGUCCCAGACUCUGCCGUCACUGGUCGGACUCAAUGGAACCAUCAUCUCCUCUGAGGGCACACAUGAGCGGAUCGUCAGUGGUUUGUAUCCAGGCUCAGAGGAGGGCUGGCAGGUGUACAGCACGGCUUCAGAUCCUGAUGGCAGGUGCGUGUGCACGGUGGUCGCCCCGGCACGAAACCUCUGCAAACGAGACCCUCGGAGUCGACAACUACGCCUGCUGACUGAACAGGUUCAGAAUGUGAGUCAGUCCAUGGAGGUCGUAGACCUGCGGACAUCCAGAGACCUGCAGUACGUCCGAGACUCUGAGCCACUGCUGAGAGGAGUGGACGGACGUUUACACACUUAUGUGGCCAACCCCCGCACUCUGACGGCAAAGGGCCUGCAGGAGUUAAAGGGCCAGAUGUCUCAGUUACGGCCCCUUCUGUCAGUGGUUGAGCAGUACAGAUUGGACCUGCAGACGCUGGCCACCCUGCGACUCGAGCUCCUCAACCUGUCAGUCAUCCUGACAGCUAUUCAGGAAGAGAUCGGAGCGUAUGACUAUGAGGAGCUUCAGCAGAGGGUUUUGCUGCUGGAAACCAGGCUACACAGCUGCAUGAACAAACUGGGUUGUGGUCGUCUGACUGCAGUUAGCGGACCGAUCACCGUGAGAGCCUCGGGGUCCCGCUUUGGCUCCUGGAUGACUGACGCCAUGAUUCCCAGCUCCGACAGCAGGGUGUGGUCGAUGGACGGCUACUAUAAGGGCAGGCGUGUGUUGGAGUACAGGACCAUGGGGGAUUUCACCAAAGGCCAAAACUUUGUGCAGCAUCUGUUGCCACACCCCUGGGCAGGAACUGGCCACGUGGUCUACAACGGGUCACUGUACUACAACAAACACCAAAGCAACAUCUUGGUUCAGUACCAUUUCCGUUCUCGCAGUGUGUUGCUCCAGCGCAGCCUGAGCGGAGCCGGAUACAACAACACUUUCCCCUACAGCUGGGGAGGAUCCUCUGACAUCGACCUCAUGGCUGAUGAGACGGGACUCUGGGCUGUCUACACCACCAUCCCAAAUGCUGGAAACAUAAUGGUGAGUCGUCUGGACCCUCGUUCGCUAGAGGUGCUCCAGAGCUGGGACACAGGGUUUCCUAAGCGCAGCGCGGGAGAAGCCUUCAUGAUCUGCGGUACCCUGUAUGUCACCAACUCCCACCUGGCUGGGGCCAAGGUCCACUUCGCCUACCACACCAACUCCUCCACGUACGAGUACACCGACAUCCCCUUCCAUAACCAGUACUCCCACAUCAGCAUGAUGGACUACAACCCCAGAGAGAGAGCGCUGUACACCUGGAACAACGGACACCAGGUCCUUUACAAUGUCACACUGUUUCACGUCAUCCGGAGCGACGGAUAGAUCGACACGUAGGAAAUGGUAAAAAAAAAAAAAAAAUAGAAAUAUAAUAGAGAUGUGGAGACAGAUUAUUCAAGGGUACUGCAGCUUGCACCACACUCAUACACACACACACACACACACACCCACACACACACACGCCCACACACACACAAUGGCCAUUCAUGUCCACAGGAAAAUGAGUAUUAUCUGUGUUUGAAUUUGAAUGACUUCUAGACUGCGAAAGCUCACUGAGCUAAUAACUAGACACAAUACACGGUUGUUGAACACCAGUCUAAAGGUCACAGACAAGAGUAUUCAUCACGGCGAAGAUGAAAAUUAACUGCCUGUGCUACAGGGACACUGAAAGAAGGAAGUCAGACAGUUUGAGCUCAUCCAUAUUCUGUUAGGUUUCAUUCCACUCGUGUCUCAAGAAGUGAUUUUGGAAUUUGAGGUUGAAUUGUCCAGAAAAAAAAAAAACGCAGCUCGUGAACUGAA
This is a messenger RNA of Toxotes jaculatrix (banded archerfish), 1962 nucleotides long. Its product is annotated as noelin-2-like. The transcript has 8 exons. Bases 40 to 1488 code for a protein of 482 amino acids. NCBI's taxonomy places the organism in Eukaryota, Metazoa, Chordata, Actinopteri, Toxotidae. The record is from RefSeq and is a predicted model, not a curated record. Gene Ontology annotation, biological process: signal transduction.